CAAAUUUGCAGUGCUUAACGUCUUUUAGUCUGACCUAUUUGCAGUGGUGCGAUCUGUUACAAAUAUUUAAACUUUAGUGUAAAGCUCCAAACGGAUAUUUCAAAAUGAGAUCAGGAAUCACCUUAGGACUACUAAUAUCAGCUUUGGGGAUUCUUCAUAAUUGCAAAGCCAACCGUGGGUAUGCUGGGGAUUGCAGUAAUGACCAAAAAUUAUAUGAUUUGUAUCAAGAAGAAGACGACAUCCCACUUAAUCAGUAUCGGGUCUGUUUCAGUAAAAUAGGAGAACCGAAAAUAUUUCUUUGCCCAGAAAACCUGGAAUUUAACGAGUUAACAAAAAGCUGUGCCGUUAAUUUAGGUGAUGCAGCCAUAGGAACAUGCACUAGCGAAGAUGACAAAUUUGAAGAUCCCUCCACUGCCGGCUGCAAGGGGUACUAUGAAUGUUCGUCAGUAGGUGGGACUCCUACUCCAACUGAUGAUCCUUGCGAGGACAUUUUCCAUCCUCUUUUACAAAAGUGUGUCACUCUCGACGAGUAUUAUUGCGACGAGAAACCUGAUUGCGAUGAUUCUCAUUACCAAAAUAGAAACUGGACUGAUAAAGGAAGUUGCGAAUCAUACUACGAAUGCCUUGGGGAUAUUCGUGUAAAGGAAAAGUGUCCAAGUGGAAUGUACUUCGACCCAAUAACUCAAGCUUGUCUGCACAACAAAAACAAUUGUAAAGUUCCUGAACCGACCGCCGGUCUAUUAGUUGAUCUUAAAACAAUGUGCAAAGGCAAUGUUGGAAAGUUUCUUCCGGAUCCGUACUAUUGUAAAAGUUACUACUAUUGUCUCGACGAAGCAACGCCCUACUGGAGUCCUUGUGAUGACGAUAAAUAUUUCGCAAAUGGGUCUUGUACUUCAGUUAGGCCUGAUAGCUGCACUUGCGAAGAUGUAGACUGGGAAGGCAAAACUUCAGCAAAAGUUCCACAUUCAGAUAAAUCAAAAUAUUAUGUGUGUAAGCCAGGAGAAUUACCGGUGGAGAAGACUUGUCCAUCCGGCACAAUCUACGACCCAGAAGAAGAAGAAUGUCUAAGGAACUAAAUAUUGGUAACAUCUUAGAAGAUCAUGUAGAGUGUAAUCCAUAUUAAAUGGUAACCAAUAUCUAUUUUUAUAUACGAAAAAUAAAUUAUAGUUUUUUCACUGA
Molecule: messenger RNA, 1179 nt
Organism: Hermetia illucens (black soldier fly)
Lineage: Eukaryota; Metazoa; Arthropoda; Insecta; Diptera; Stratiomyidae
Exons: 2
Coding region: 105-1076 (323 amino acids)
Cellular component (GO): extracellular region
Molecular function (GO): chitin binding
Source: RefSeq, a predicted model, not a curated record